AUGCUAAUUUUCAAACAGGAAUGCUUGCCAUUUACCCAUUUUAUUCUUCCUUAUCUUUCUUCCAGAAAUCUCCUCUAUGUUUACCCUCAGAGGCUGAAUUUUGCGAACCGACUGGCUUCUGCAAGGAACAUUACCAUCAAGAUCCAAUUUAUGUGUGGUGAAGACCCAUCCUGUGCAAUGCCGGUAAUUUUUGGGAAAUCUUCAGGUCCAGAAUUUGUCCAAGAAAUAUACACAGCUAUCACAUAUCAUAAUAAAUCGCCUGACUUUUAUGAAGAAGUGAAAAUUAAGCUGCCAGCAAAACUCACAGAGAAACACCAUCUACUGUUCACAUUCUAUCACAUCAGCUGCCAACCAAAGCAAGGAGCAUCUGUUGAAACCCUCCUGGGGUAUUCAUGGCUGCCAAUUCUAGUAAAUGAUCGUCUUCAAACUGGACAUUAUAGUCUUCCUGUUGCAUUGGAUAAACUGCCUUUACACUAUUCAAUUCACUCUCCUGAGAAAAUUCCAUCUCAGACACCACCAAUAAAGUGGGUUGAAGGACACAAGGGCGUUUUCGUUGUUGAAGUUCAAGCUGUGUCAUCUGUUCACACCCAGGACAACCACCUGGAGAAGUUCUUCACCUUGUGCCAUUCUCUGGAAAGCCAAGUGACUUUCCCCAUUCGAGUGAUGGAUCAGAAGAUUACAGAGGCUUCACUGGAGCAUGAGUUGAAACUCAGCAUUAUCUGUUUAAAUUCUUCACGCCUUGAACCUCUUGUCUUAUUUUUGCAUUUGGUACUAGAUAAACUUUUCCAUCUGGCUGUACAGCCCAUGGUCAUAGCUGGACAGACAGCCAACUUCUCACAGUUUGCCUUUGAGUCUGUGGUCGCAAUAGUGAACAGUCUCCACAACAGCAAAGAGCUGAGCAAGGAUCAGCAUGGGAGGAACUGCCUCCUGGCAUCUUAUGUGUACUAUGUAUUUCGUCUGCCAGAUGCACAAAGAGAAGUGGUCAAACCAGGUGGAGGCAGCAGUGUUUCGACAGAAUCUCGUUAUUACACCUUUGGACGCACUUCUGCGGUGUCUGUUGGAAGUAAACUCCUGCAGAGCCGAGUGAUAAGCUGCAGCAAUCCUGACAUCACUGUCACACAAGCUGUGACUGAUGAGGAGGUCAAAAGCAUCAUGUCAUCCAAGCCCAUGGAUCACAGCUCCAGUCGGAUGUCUUACUGCGUUGAAGGGACAAAUGACAUGUCAGGCCUUUGUGCAAGCACAAGACCAUCCAAUAAAAAGCACUUCCAUGAGGAGCUGGCAUUGCAGAUGGUGGUCAGCACGGGCAUGGUGAGAGAAGCAGUCUUCAAGUAUGCCUGGUUCUUCUUUGAGCUCCUGAUAAAGAGUAUGGCUCAGCAUGUUCACAACAUGGAGAAGCAAGAUAACCCACGAAGAAGCCGAUUCUCCGAUCGUUUCAAAGAUGAUAUUACCACUAUAGUUAGUGUGAUUACUUCAGAGAUUGCUGCACUCAUAGUCAAACCACCCAAAGAAAGUGAGCAAGCAGAAAAAAUUAACAUCAGCCUGGCAUUUUUCUUGUAUGAUCUGCUUUCUUUAAUGGAUCGAGGAUUUGUGUUUAAUCUCAUCAAACAUUACUGUAAUCAGCUUUCAAACAAGCUGAAUUCACUCUCCACCCUGAUUUCCAUGAGACUUGAGUUCCUGAGGAUUCUCUGCAGCCAUGAGCAUUACCUCAAUCUGAACUUCUUCUUCAUGACACCUGCAUCAGCUCCAGCAUCUCCCUCUCCCUCCUUGUCCUCCCAGAACUCCAGCUCCUGCUCCAGCUUCCAGGACCAGAAAAUCACUAGUAUGUUUGACCUCUCAGCUGAAUACCGUCAGCAGCACUUCCUGACUGGCUUACUUUUCACCGAAUUGGCAGCAGCCCUGGAUGCAGACUGCGAGGGGAUUAGCAAGGUGCAAAAAAAAGCUGUCAGUGCUAUCCUUAGCCUGCUGAGUUCCCAUGACCUAGACCCACGCUGCUCCAAAAAGGAGGUGAAGAUUAAAAUUGCAGCUCUUUACCUCCCUUUGGUUGGUAUCAUUUUGGACUCACUACCACAACUCCAUGACUUUACAAUUUCAGAUAUCCGCAGUGGAAAGGGACGCACAGGAAACCCAGAAGAAGAACAGGAAUCUUCAGGUGCAAUCAACCAAAAUGUGGCCAUUGCCAUCGCAGGCAGUCAAUUCAACAUCAGGAACUCUGGAAUACCUCUGGUGUCACUGCCCUACAGACAAAAUGCCACCUUAGGUCCUGAUACUACUCGAAAUCUUUUAAUAUGUUUCCUCUGGAUCAUGAAAAAUGCUGAUCAGAAACUAAUACAGAAAUGGGUUGCAGACCUUCCAUCCAUGCAGCUGAACAGGAUUUUAGACCUCCUCUUCAUUUGUGUUUCGUGCUUUGAGUAUAAGGGCAAGCAAAGCUCAGAUAAAGUUAGCACCCAAGCACUCCAGAAGUCACGAGAUGUGAAAGCUCGAUUAGAAGAGGCUUUACUGAGAGGAGAAGGAGCCAGAGGAGAAAUGAUGAAGCGCUGCAGAAUACCAGCUGGGAAUGACAGAGCAGCAGGGGUAAAUGAAAAUUUGCGCUGGAGGAAGGAGCAGACGCAGUGGCGACAGGCAAAUGAGAGACAAGACAAGACGAAAGCUGAGCUAGACCAGGAAGCUCUGAUCAGUGGAAACCUGGCAACUGAAGCUAACCUGAUCAUUCUUGAUAUGCAAGAGAACAUUAUUCAGGCAAGCUUUGCAGCAGAAUGCAGAGAUAAUCUCUUGGGAGGAGUUUUGAAGGUCCUGGUAAAUUCUCUUGGCUAUGAUCAGAGCACCACUUACCUGACUCAUUGCUUUGCCACACUGAGAGCCCUUAUUGCUAAGUUUGGAGAUUUGCUGUUUGAAGAGGAGGUUGAACAGUGUGCUGACCUGUGUCAAAGAGUUCUCCACCACUGCAGCAGCAGCAUAGAUAUUACACGGACUCAAGCAUGUGCCACUCUUUACCUCCUCAUGAGAUACAGCUUCAGCUCUACCAGUAAUUUUUCAAGGGUGAAGAUGCAGGUGACAAUGUCGCUGGCUUCUCUGGUUGGAAAAUCCCCUGAGUUUAAUGAGGAAUUCCUUCGGCGAUCCUUGCGAACCAUCCUGGCGUAUGCAGAGGAAGACACAGAUAUGCAGGCAACACCAUUUCCCACUCAGGUAGAGGAGCUACUGUGUAAUCUGAACAGCAUCCUGUCAGACACGGUGAAAAUGAGGGAAUUUCAGGAAGAUCCAGAGAUGCUGAUGGACCUCAUGUACAGAAUUGCAAAAGGAUACCAGACAUCACCAGACCUGAGGCUGACUUGGCUGCAGAACAUGGCAGAGAAGCACACCAAGAGGAAGUGCUACACAGAGGCAGCCAUGUGCCUGGUGCACGCUGCUGCACUGGUGGCGGAGUACCUGAGCAUGCUCGAGGAUCGGAACUAUCUCCCUGUGGGCAGUGUCAGCUUCCAGAACAUUUCAUCCAAUGUGCUGGAGGAAUCUGCCGUUUCAGACGAUGUUUUGUCUCCAGAUGAGGAUGGCAUAUGUUCUGGGAGGUAUUUCUCAGAAAGUGGACUGGUCGGGCUGCUGGAACAAGCUGCAGAGCUCUUUAGCACGGGAGGUUUGUAUGAAACUGUGAAUGAAGUGUACAAAAUUGUCAUCCCCAUACUGGAAGCACAUCGAGACUUCAGGAAGCUCACCUUGACACACAGCAAGCUACAGAAGGCCUUUGACAGCAUUAUUAAUAAGGGUCAAAAACGAAUGUUUGGAACUUACUUCCGUGUUGGUUUCUAUGGAUCCAAAUUUGGGGACUUGGAUGAACAGGAAUUUGUUUAUAAGGAGCCUGCAAUUACAAAACUCCCUGAGAUUUCUCACAGAUUAGAGGGAUUUUAUGGCCAGUGUUUUGGGGAGGAUGCUGUGGAAGUGAUUAAGGACUCUGCUCCCGUAGACAAAAGGAAGCUGGAUCCCAAUAAGGCAUACAUACAGAUUACUUUUGUGGAGCCCUAUUUUGAUGAGUAUGAGAUGAAGGACAGAGUCACCUACUUUGAAAAGAACUUCAACAUCUGUCGGUUCAUGUACACCACGCCUUUCACCAUGGAUGGGCGUCCCAGAGGAGACCUUAGUGAGCAAUACAAGAGGAACACCAUCCUAACCACAAUGCAUGCUUUCCCCUACAUCAAAACUAGAAUCAAUGUCAUCCAGAGAGAAGAGUUUAUUUUAACCCCAAUUGAAGUUGCUAUUGAAGAUAUGCGUAAAAAAACACGGGAACUAACUGCAGCCACCAACCAAGAACCACCAGAUGCCAAAAUGCUCCAGAUGGUUUUGCAGGGCUCAGUUGGAGCCACUGUAAAUCAGGGACCACUAGAGGUAGCGCAAGUGUUCCUGGCUGAAAUUCCAGCAGACCCCAAACUUUAUCGGCAUCACAACAAGCUAAGGCUGUGCUUCAAAGAGUUUAUAAUGAGGUGUGGUGAAGCAGUGGAGAAAAACAAGCAUCUUAUUACUGCUGACCAGAGGGAAUAUCAUCAGGAGCUCAAAAGAAACUACAUUAAACUGAAGGAGAGCCUUAGACCCAUGAUUGAGAGGAAGAUCCCAGAGCUGUACAAACCUGUAGUGAAAGUCCACAGCAUAAGGGAAUCUUUUCGUAACCACAGUUUUAGGAAAUACGACUCCCAGACUUCUUCCCAAAGCACCUAAGAACUAGCUGCUUUGGCCAAGGAAGAGCUUCAUGCUGCAAGACAGAAGUGAUGGAGUAUUUAUUCCACUUCUAUGAAAUCAGAAAUCUCUCACGAGACAUUAUGUGCGCUUUCUGAACAACAUGCAGAAAAGCAUUGACACAAGAUCUACGAAUGAAAACUAGGGGAUAAAUCCUAACCAAGGACCUAUCACAAGGGCUUGGAAAGGAAGGGGAUGCUUUUUAGAUACUUCUGUAUAUAUUCUGUACAAUGAUGGCCUAAUGCAGAGGCCUUAGAGUGGUCAGUGGCAUGAAGUCAGCCAUGACUAGGUAAGAGACACAGAACUUGGUGUGGUUGGAUUGAGGUGAGUCUAAAUAACGUGUCUAAGGAAUAAUAACAAAUUAUAUGUACUUUUGGUCCUUUUCCAAGACAGCAUUUAUCCAUUGCUUUGGCAAUGAAAUACAUUCUGCAAGUUAUUCACUUGCUUAACUUUUGUCCUAAUGAGGAGGGAUAUGGUUACCUGCUCAGUGUUGCUGAGCUGGCACUCUAGGGAAGGAUAAUUUCCCCCGUCAGUUUCUGAACAGAUUCUCUGUCAUGGUCCUUAACUGCAGGGAGUUCUGCACAAGUCUUCUCAACCAAAGCAUGAAAAUCAAGAAGUAGUAAUAAAUAGUUCUUAGAGAUCUUGUAAUUUUUUUUUUUCUGUGUAUAGGGACGUGCAGUAUAGUGACUUGACAUGCAGUUAGUAGUCUGUUACAUAUUUAGCAGAGAUAACAAGUACUAGUUUAAAAAGAAGAUGCUAAGCUAUGAGUGAUUCGUUAUUACAUAAAGCUCUUACUUAGGUAACCUUAUCCAAAAUUAACUACAGGAGCUCACAAUGGGGAUUUCCUGCAAAUCACUUCACUCAGGCUUUACUGCAGCUUAAGAGAAAUUAGCACAUGAUUUAUAAUACCUAGUGCUUAGUAUUGUUUGAGUCCUAAGUAAAUAUCUUAGUAAAUAAUAUUUACACCAUUUCUCUAAAGUAUUGCAGGAUUAUUACAAUUUUGCAGAUGAGUAUGCAAAGAGAGAGGAGAAAUUAGGACUUUGGAACUCAUUUAGGUACUCCUUUAGUGAGGCAGUGGAAGAGUUACGAUUUUUGUUGUGACUACGCUUGCCAUAUAAUGUUUAUAUUUUGAAACAAAGAUCUGUGAAAGCAUCCUAAAUAUUACUUCCUCUCCUGCACCUCUUCAAUGUUUUGGAAAUUAUACCUUAAUGCUGAUUAAAGUAACCAAUUCCAUUUGCCCAAGCACGGAAUUUAAUGUUUAAAUUCAAUGAAAUGGUUUAUUUUUUUUUUUUUCCUUUAUACUUCAUUUUAGAAAUUUACAGUGAACUUUCUCAGAGUUGAUGCCAUAUGUUUUUGGAGGCAAGGUCCCUUUAACCCAAAAGCGCAAGGGAGAUUGAGGCUGUUGCUUUUAGUGGAAACAUUUUGACUUUUUGCACUCACCUUGCCGUUUGAUAAUACAAAUAUUCCAAAGCACUUCAUUGACAUUUGUAUCAUAUUUUGAAUGUGCUUUGUAGAAGAUUCGCAUGGAUGGUCAAACAAGGUGAGAUGUGGAGAUAGGUGAAAUAAACCCUGUAGUUACACAGUACUUGGAGUGAAGGAAAAUAAUUUCCCUCCUCAUUCAUAGUAUUGCUAAAUGAAAUAAUUAAGAAUAAGAACUCCCUGACUUUAAAAUGAGCACAGCCAAAGCACAUAAGCAAACGGUAUAAAAAGCUCAAACCAAAAGAUGCCUCUAUGUCAGAAUGGCUGCUUUGAAACAGUUCUAGAUUGAAAAAUUGCUAAUUUCCCAAUGUUUUGAAGCUAUGAGAUCUCUGCCUAUCAGUACCUAGCCCUUUAUCUGUUUUUUUCACUGCCAGUUGAGGAGAAAGGUCAGAAUACUGUAAUCUAUCAAACCCACAAUUCAACAUCACUGUUUACAAGAUACUUCUCCUUUACAGCCUAACUAACAGAAACCUCAGGUAAAUAAAACCCCUAACAGGUGCACAAUAUAUUGGAUAAAAGCAAUGAAGUGGUUCCUUGAACUGAAAUACUCAGGACAAUAUGAAUAGUGAUGGACUCUUCGCUCCCAUUCUACAAGCUGAGCACCUCGCAAUCAGAUGGCCAGUCUUGCCCUCAGUUUGCAUUUCAUGUUUUCCCUUCUACAAACAGAACAUGGCUUGUACAUUUCUUUCAAGAGCUGAACUGUGU
Hirundo rustica (Barn swallow) is the source of this 6900-nucleotide messenger RNA. It is a transcript of the gene DOCK8, whose product is annotated as dedicator of cytokinesis 8. Gene Ontology annotation, cellular component: cell leading edge. Gene Ontology annotation, biological process: small GTPase-mediated signal transduction; positive regulation of establishment of T cell polarity; positive regulation of GTPase activity. The transcript has 34 exons. Lineage: Eukaryota; Metazoa; Chordata; Aves; Passeriformes; Hirundinidae. The record is from RefSeq and is a predicted model, not a curated record. Gene Ontology annotation, molecular function: guanyl-nucleotide exchange factor activity.